Diachasma alloeum is the source of this 654-nucleotide messenger RNA. RefSeq names its product cuticle protein 7 (gene CPR6). Gene Ontology annotation, cellular component: extracellular matrix. Bases 31 to 552 code for a protein of 173 amino acids. The transcript is spliced from 3 exons. NCBI's taxonomy places the organism in Eukaryota, Metazoa, Arthropoda, Insecta, Hymenoptera, Braconidae. The record is from RefSeq and is a predicted model, not a curated record.
CAUCAGCGGAUUAUACGCCCAAAGGAAACCAUGCUCAAGUUUGUCGUUCUUGUAACAAUGGCUGUCACCAGCCAGGCAGUUUACAUUGCUCACAACGGUUAUAACGAUUAUGGAUACGGGUAUGACGGGCACGCUCUCACCGAUGCGACAAUUGUGGAGCCCGCAGUCAGUCAAGUGGCUUACGGAGUGAAUCCUCACGUUUAUGGAGCUUACGGAGCUUACCCAGCUUAUGGAUCCUACCAUCACGGACAUGAUCACCAUGAUCACCACGCACCCGCCAAGUACGCAUUCAAUUACGGAGUAAACGAUCCUCAUACCGGUGAUGUCAAGAGCCAACACGAGGAGCGUGAUGGAGACGUUGUGAAAGGAUCAUACAGCCUAAACGAGCCUGACGGCACAAUUCGCGUUGUUGAUUACACAGCUGAUCCGCACAAUGGAUUCAACGCUGUUGUUAAGAAAAUCGGUCAUGCUGUUCAUCCAGCCCCCAUUGUGAAGCACAUUGUGCCCCAUUACCCAGCCCAUCAACAUCUCAGCCACGAUUACGGAUACUAAAAGUUAUUUCCCGUAACUUUACCUUUUUUACGAUUUGUACAUGAAUGACGAACUGUGUGAUACUGCCUUUAUGGGAAUAAAAUCAGUUAUUGAAUAUGGAAA